Stereum hirsutum FP-91666 SS1 is the source of this 1305-nucleotide messenger RNA. RefSeq names its product phosphatidylserine decarboxylase. Lineage: Eukaryota; Fungi; Basidiomycota; Agaricomycetes; Russulales; Stereaceae. Gene Ontology annotation, biological process: phosphatidylethanolamine biosynthetic process. The record is from RefSeq and is a predicted model, not a curated record. The transcript is spliced from 2 exons. Gene Ontology annotation, molecular function: phosphatidylserine decarboxylase activity. Bases 1 to 1305 code for a protein of 434 amino acids. Gene Ontology annotation, cellular component: mitochondrion.
AUGCAUUUAUAUCCCAAGACCGCCCUCGUUCGCUACGGCGGAUGGCUUCCUCGCAACAGGGAGGCAUAUGAGAUGUUUUUCGCUCAGCUCUCCACCAAGGUUUCGGCAUAUCGCCAGACUGUAUCGACUCACAUAGAAGCUGUGGCAGACUUUGAACGCGCCGUCAUCGCCGAUCCGGAGAUGGUCAAUCUGGUCGACCAAAUGUUUUCCCAAGCUGAACCCAUAAAUUACAUUGAGGACUUUGCCUUUCUUCUCCACUGCCUCGACAUUCUACUCCUUGAACCCCCUGGCUUCCUGGAGAACGCACCGCUCGACUUCGUUGGGACGCCACUAUGCGUCUUAUUCGACGUUCUGAGCAAUACCGGCGCGGCAUACGAUCUCUUUCGAAGGCCCGCAUUCAACGUCGCUAUGAAGAAACUACUCGAUGCUCGUGGCGCAUAUCUGAAGUCUCCGGAAUCGAACAAGACGCUUACCGACCAGAGGGGAGGGUGGUUCAGUGCCGAAGGUUUGGAGACGCUGGCGGGCGAUGAUCGUGGGGAAUUCAACGUGACCUACCUCUGUCCUAAACCAGACGAGAUAAAUCGCGGGUUUCAGUCAUGGAACGACUUCUUCACUAGAGAGAUCCAGGGGUCAGCCCGCCCUAUCGUCUCCGAUGCCAACCCCGACACAAUCCUAAACGCUUGCGAGUCCGCGGUCUUCCGUCUGGCCCGUAACGUCAAAGCUCACGAUAAGUUCUGGCUGAAAGCCCAGAAUUACUCUCUCUGCGAUAUGCUCAACGGUGACGAGUGUGCCGCAGAGCACUUCGCUGGCGGAACAAUCUACCAGGCGUACCUCAGCCCCUACGAUUAUCACCGCUGGCGAGCCCCGAUCUCCGGCACCAUUAUGAAGACUGAGAUCAUUCCUGGUACCUAUUACGCAGUCCUACCGGACGAAGGCGCCGCAGACGACGACCCAAACUUCGAGCCAGGAUCUCCUUACGGUGCUCUCGUCCGCUCUGAAGCCUGGAUUACGCAGUCCGCCGCUCGAGCCGUCGUCUAUAUACAGUCAGACAAUCCCAAAAUCGGCCUCGUCGCGUUCAUCGGAGUUGGGAUGGUUGAAAUUUCUACUUGCGUUGUGUCGGUAGAAGUGGGGCAGAGGGUCAGACAAGGAGACGGGAUUGGGAUGUUCCAGUUCGGUGGAUCCUCGCACGUUCUGAUAUUUGGUCCGGACACCAACAUCACGUUCGUCGAGGAUGUCGAGAGGGAUGGUAUGGUGAUGGUCAAUAGCCACAUCAAGGUCCGGUCCGUGCUUGGUCGAGUCAAUUAA